GCUCAGUUCAUAUCUGUAAGCAUAACACGGCACUUCUACCGUUUCUCAACACAUUACACUUUCCUUUUGAGGCACACGCAGUCUAUAGAACAGUCCAAACCGUCAUGGACGAAUCCAUUCACGAACCUCUCUUCCGCUCCGCCAAGCGACGAAAAAUCACCCGACCGCGCUCCUCCGUCGCCGCCACCUCUCCUCCUCCCCAAGAACGCGAUGAUGCGCAAGAACCACAGUCGGAAGAGGGACCCUCGGUCGCGGAAAUCCUCCGACUGCGCAAAACCAAGGCAAAACGCUUCGGCGUGGAGUUCGGCGCCGCGAAGAGCCACGCGGCGGUGCAGCGGCCGACAGAGGGCGAAGGGAGACAUGCAGGGACGGUGUCGGCGGUAGAGACUGCGGCAAGGCGGUUUGCGCCGCAGGCAGGGCCGGUGAUGGAGUUGGAUAGGCAUAUGAUGGCGUAUGUAGACUCACGGAUCGCUGAGAUGCAUCAAGGGGGUGGAUCAACCACGGAAUCUACGAACUACGGACCUCUCUCGACGAUAUCGGCGGACGACGCGUCGCGCGCGGUCACGACGGAUCGCGAACGACAGCCGGCGGGGUUGGGGAAGUUGCAGGAGGUGGAUUUGGGGCCGUCGGCCACGCAGGAGAAUAUCCGGCGGACGCAGGCGGCGACGCGGAGACUAGAGGGGGUGGUUUCGGAGGAAGAGGAGGAAGGGCCGGUGAGGAAGGGGAGGGAUGGGAGGCCGUGGCGGAGAAGGAAGCGGAGGAAUAGCGAUGAUGUGCGGAGGGAUAAGUUGGUAGAGCAAGUGCUUCGAGAGAGUCGAUUGGAUCUUUACGACGAAUCUGCAGCAUCGUCUCCUCGAGAGGCCAACGACCAAGCGGCGGACGACACCAUCGCCGAGCAAUUCCGGCGGGAUUUCAUGGAGGCUCAGAACAAGAAUAUGCGCCGAGCGGCGCCGCCGCCGCCGAGUCAGAAGGUGAAGCCGGGCGAGGAGAGGCCGAAGGGGCCGAAGUUGGGGGGAUCGAGGAGCGCAAGGGCGGCGUUGCGAGCGCUAGAGGAGAAGGGGAAGAAGAAGUGAUGGGAUGGGGUUUGGAGAUGUUAUAUGGCAUUUUGCGGACUACAGAUAUCGAUUUGGAGUUUUCCAUACUACUUGACUGCAAGUCUGCAAUACGGAUAUCAUGAGUUCAUGACGACUUGACGAGUGUCCUUCGAGCGCUGAUCAUUGACCGGUUUAUUAUGUAUUCGGAACGAUCAGCCAGGAUUUCCCCAGUCUCCCCUUUGGACCCCAAACCAGGGUGGCGUGCCAAGGCGGGUCAAGAAAUGUCGUGGAUUGGCGGUAUCUUGAUUUUGGCGUCGAUCAUCUCCCUAAUUGACACUACUCCUUGCUCGGGAU
This is a messenger RNA of Eremomyces bilateralis CBS 781.70, 1388 nucleotides long. RefSeq lists its product as uncharacterized. Gene Ontology annotation, biological process: mRNA splicing, via spliceosome. Lineage: Eukaryota; Fungi; Ascomycota; Dothideomycetes; Eremomycetales; Eremomycetaceae. The coding region runs from base 105 to 1073 and encodes 322 amino acids. The transcript has 3 exons. The record is from RefSeq and is a predicted model, not a curated record. Gene Ontology annotation, cellular component: spliceosomal complex.